GCUCAGGAGUCGCAGGAGGGAGGGCAGAUUCCCCCCCCACCCUCGCCCCUCCCAGACCCUUAACCCUCUCUAACUCCGGCCCGGCCCUUACCCGCACUCUACCCCAUUUCCAGGCACCCUCCCCACUGUUCUGGGCGGAGGAGACUAGGGUUCAAAGCUUUAGGUCCCUCGGGGGUGGGGGGAGAGCAGGCCGGCAGGUGGGAGAGGCAGCAGGUGUGGGCGUGUGUGACACAAGGCUGGGAGAGUGUCUGAAGGAGGUGUUACGUGCGUGAGCGCCUGUCAUUCCUUGUGUGUGUCUGUGUGUGUGUAUGUGUGUGCACCUCCCACAGCUGAUUGCAAAGUGCCCUAGGCUUGGUGACAGCCAGGGUGAAUGUGAUUGCGUGUGUGGCUAUGCAAUUGUAUGAUCUUGUCAGAUGUUUGAGUGAGGUUAUGUAGGACCCUGAUUGUACUAAUGAAGUUGUUUUAACCAUGUGUCUCUGUUCUAUAUGCAACUCUGUGCUUUAAGUGUGUGAUUCUGUAUGAAGUGGCAUAUGACUACCAGAAUGUGUCAGGGCUUCACUUUAUGGUGAUGUGUCUCUUUGUAACACUUUAUUACUGUGAACCUCCUGGGACAGGCAUUUGUUAAAGUGGGUUGUGUCGUUUUGUGAUUGUGAGACUAUGUGGGUUAUACUGGCGUUUGAUGCUGAUUGUGUACUUUUGUGUGGUGAUGUCUGCAGUGGGGCUCUGUGAGUGUUUAUGACGCGUUUUACCCUUGCUGCCUCUCUGGCUUCCUGGUGCAGAAGGGGGUCAUUAGUGCACACCGCUGCUUCCCCAUGUUUUCUGCAAAUAGCCCAGGUGGACCUAAGGAGGAACUCUAGUCUCCAGCUGCCCAGACUGGCUCCCAGGAGCAGCAGUUGGCCCCUGUGGGGAGGCUUUGGUUAGUGCUGGGUCAGCCCCCCCAAAAAGUACUCAGAGAUCAUUCUUACAAUUGAAGCUCUUUCGGCCCCCAACAGCCCUCUCAGAACUUCACCCAAACCCAGAGAAAAACACCCUCUUGCCUCCCUUCCAGACCCAGAUAUAGAAGCUCUAGGCCUGGGAGGUACCAUAGGGCCUCCCCAAACCACUUAGCUGCCCAGGCAUCGUCUCUCUCCCACAGUAGGGAGGUAUGUGAGACCAGUACAUCUGUGCCUGUGCAUAUUUCUGGGUUUGGUAGGCAGAUCCAUGUGUUUGUGUGGGUGACUGUGUCACCUUGUGUACAUUUCCAUGUACGUGUGUGUUUCUGUCUCUCAUUGUGCAGCCUGCUCAAGAACCUCAACAGAGAAUGGGAGGAGGGAGACUGUCUCCCCUGUGUCUGAAAUGAGCUGGGGAGGUGAAGGGAAGUUUUGAUCCUCUUCUGUCUUGAGAGAAGUGAGGUUAAGAAUUGGGGAGAGGGAGAGGACUAGGCUGUAAUGCCUUGAGAAAGUGUCUCCCCCACUCAUUGACCCUAGAGAGGUCAUAGUCCCUAUGCCGAGACCCGCAGAAGGGGGAGCCCUUCCACUCAGGCAGGCCCUAGAUGUGUCUCAAAACUGGUUGGAAUUCAAAGGUCCAGCUGUCUGGCUCUGCUUUGAACUCUGUUCUCACCAACUCAGGAUUUUGAGAGUAGUAAGGGCCCCGGGGCCCUCAUUAACACCACAUUAGUUACUGUUUACUUCCUGCUUUAAUUGAUUCUUCCUUUAGUGGAAUCAUCCCCUCCCCACUUGGCUAUUUGAAUCAGAUUGGAUGAAGGUGGGGAAGCGCUCGUGUUGAAAGGUGCAGGAAUGAAGUGUGAGUACCAGCUAUGUAUAACUUUUGCUCUCUGGGGCUCACUUGUCUCAUCUGUAAAAUGGGGAAUACCACUGCCUGCCUCCCACGGGAAAUAGGUCAAAUCUUGACGAGCGUCAAGAAUCGCGUUCCAUAUCAUCAGCAUCCUCGCUGUAGAUAGCUCCACACACGACUAGGAAAGUAGAAAUAGGGCUACCGGGAGCUCUCCUUUCCAAGGAGGUCUUACCUUACAGCGGGAGACAAAUGGGGUUGGGACGCCGACGUUCAAGGCGCUGGAUGAUUUGAGACGCCUGAGCUGAAGCCUGAAGGGGAGUCGUUGUCCGCGGUGCUGAAGAUCGCGCAGGGCGAAGGUGCAGCCGGGCCGUCCGAGUUCCCAGAUUUCCUUUCCCGUGCAGGCGGGAUUCCUUGGAUCAGACUUGAGGGUAGUCUUUGGCUCCCGUCAUCCUGGCCCAUCAGGCUGACAGAGAGGGGGCCCUAAAGUCAUACCUCAGGACAUCCUGGGGGCCCUCGACCGCUUUCCUUCUCUACUCCCACCCCAGGCUCGAAACAAAACUGGGGAGACUUCUGGGGGAAAAAAAUCCCAGCCCCGCCCUGCCUCUAACCCUUUCAGUCUUCCGAGCCGAGCAGGUCCGCUUGUUAGUGCGGGAGGGUGGGGAAAGGCAGCGAUCAGCAGCGGUUCUGUCCUAGCCGGAAGUGAAGAAAGGACUGGAGAUGAGAGAGUUGAGACCUGGCUGGCUAAGGCCUGAGCUUGGGUCCUUGGACCUGGGAUCUCCGGAGUCCCGUCCCUCUGGCCAUAGAUAUCGUUCCCCGGACAGGGGCGCCCCCGUGUGGUGUUAGAGGAGCCACGCUGCUGCUUCUGGCUUAGUGGAGCUGAUUCCGAAAGGGAAUGUCGCCAGAUCAAGUGGUGAGAUUUGCGUGGAGUUUGCAGUUGACUCUCGCCUCACCUAUGUAGGAUUUUUAUCCAAAAAUAUGGAAUCCCAGUCGGAGGAGUGGGACUAUGUCUCCUGUAGGCUCUCCCAGCAGUUUGAAAUCAUUAUUGGGUCCUGGAAGGGUUUACUUUGGGUAUAAUCCAGGAAAAAGGGGUCAGGGCCGGCACUGAGGGGGGUUUCUUCUUCCUCCUCUCCUGAUGCAUUUGACUGGCUGUCAGCGUAUGAUGGGAAAAUGUGUGAACCUGCUGCACCAGGACAGAGGGACACAAAACAGUUAUGAGAGAAGGGGAUUCAGAGCCAGGAGACAGAGACCAGCAGGGGCACAUCCCUGCUGCCUCCUCUUUGCCAUCCUAAUACACUGGCCAAUUCUUCCUUCUCCCUCCUGCUCUCUCUCCCAUUGGUCUAGGAAGUCUGAAAGUGUGGGAAGUUACCAUGACAACUGUGUCCUCUUACCCUUUCGCAUCUCCGUAUCAAACUGAGAGGAGGAGGGGUGCGACAGGCAGAGAAGGGGGAGCUGAAGAGGGGCAGUAAAAGAUAAGGUUUAUUCCCCUUCCAGCUCCCUUUUCAAAAUCCGUGGGUGCUCCAUUCCCCGUCAGAAAUCCAGAAAACAUUUCCAGAGAAGGCUGUGAGUAGAGUCCGUCCCCCCGUUACCGCUGUCGCCACCUCGCACCAGCAGAGGAACUUUGGGGACGGGUGCUUCAGAUGAUGGGGACAUGGUGAGUUCCCCUCAUGUGGCCCGGAGAAGAUAGGGAACGGAAUGAGGCUCUCAUGUCUUAAGAUCCUCGUCUUGCCGGUCCGCCCCUCCGGCGCCGCCCACUCAGGGCCCACUAGGAUGAGGGCGGAGACUGGACCGCCCAGGGCCUUGGGGGCGGAGCUUGGCUGCUGCGCUCUCUGCCGAACCAUGAACCGAUGCCCCCGCAGAUGCCGGAGCCCGUUGGGGCAGGCAGCGCGAUCCCUCUAUCAGCUGGUGACUGGGUCACUGUCGCCAGACAGUGUGGAGGAUGAGUUUGAACUGUCCACCGUGUGUCACCGGCCUGAGGGCCUGGAGCAGCUGCAAGAGCAAACCAAGUUCACGCGCAAGGAGUUGCAGGUCCUGUACCGGGGCUUCAAGAACGAGUGUCCCAGCGGAAUCGUCAAUGAGGAGAACUUCAAGCAGAUUUACUCCCAAUUCUUUCCUCAAGGAGACUCCAGCACAUAUGCCACUUUUCUCUUCAAUGCCUUUGACACCAACCAUGAUGGCUCGGUCAGUUUUGAGGACUUUGUGGCUGGUUUGUCAGUGAUUCUUCGGGGAACCAUAGACGACAGGCUGAACUGGGCCUUCAACCUGUAUGACCUCAAUAAGGAUGGCUGCAUCACCAAGGAGGAAAUGCUUGAUAUCAUGAAAUCCAUCUAUGACAUGAUGGGCAAGUAUACAUAUCCUGCACUCCGAGAGGAGGCUCCAAGGGAACAUGUGGAGAGCUUCUUCCAGAAGAUGGACAGGAACAAGGAUGGCGUGGUGACCAUUGAGGAAUUCAUUGAGUCUUGUCAAAAGGACGAGAACAUCAUGAGGUCCAUGAAGCUCUUUGACAAUGUCAUCUAGCUCCCCAGGAGAGGGGAUCAGUGAUCCUGGGGGGACCAUCCUAUAGUCCUAGUGCAGGUGGACUGCACCCUUUUCUUCCCAGGUCUGUCCUCAUCCUAGCCCUGCCCUGGGGGCUGUAGGAAUCCAAGAGCCUGGGGAUUCAGUGGUCCAGAUCUGUGGAGCUGAAGGGGUCAGGGAAUGGGGAGAGCAUAUCUGCGGGGUGUUCCCAGCUCCCAACAGCUCUUACUCCCUUUCUGCCUGACACUCAGUGUUGAGGGUGCCCCUGCUAUAGAAGUUGAGUGGUUCUCCACCUUCCACCCCAACUCUAGAAACCACAACACUAGACAAAAUGUCUCCUGCUAUGGUGCUUCCCCAUCCCUGAUCUCAUAAACAUUUCCCCUAAGACUCCCUUCUCAGAGAGGCUGCUCUGUCCUUGGCACUGACUGGCCUUUCAGACCAGGGCCUUUGAGAGCCCUGUAGGAGGGGGACAAGAAUGUAGAGGGAGAAAUCCUGGGCCUGAGCCAGUGGUCCUAGGAGGUGGCUGGGGUAGAGAGCAGAAAGUCCUGGAGAUUGUCAGUGAGAGCUCAGGCAUGCCAGGCUGUGGAACUCUGAGCUCCAUAGGUCUGCUGUCCCAAGCCAUGAGGAUAUGAGUUUCCAGGUUCUUCAGAAAACCUUGUCUUCUUGGAAACACCACAGAAAUUUUCCAUACCAUGUUCAGUAUCCCAGGAGAGCCUGGGAUCCUAAUGUCUCACUCAUCCCUGGAAAUCCUUCCUCUCCUUCCUUCCUGUUUGUAUGGUGGUGGUGGCAGCAGGGGAAAUAUGGGUGGGAGAUGUCCUGGCUGAUACCUGCCAAAGUUCCAGCCUACCCUCUCUGAUGGCUACAAUUUAAGUUUUCAUUUGCCAUUUCCUCUGGAGGCAUAGAGUAAGUCAGGGACUAUCCAGUGGAUACCCUAGAAGGAGGGAGGCAGGCAUAGCAUCUGAACCCAGUGUGGGGGCAUUCAUUAGAAUCUUUGAUUUACCCAGGCUCUAUUCCAAGCCCCCACAUAACCUCCUCAGUUCCCACUUAGAGUCUCCUUUUGCUCUAUUGAAUCAACCCAGAGAUGCCCCUGAGCACACCUAGAAGGCAGGGACCAUAGGACCCAGGUCCCACCUCAUUGUCAGCACCCCUACCAUGCUGCCACCCCUUAAUACACUUGCUUGUCCCAUUUAGCUGACCCUCCCAGUCAGCCAGGAUCUGAGGGGAAGGGCCCCCAGAGAACCCCUUUUCUCAUCAGAACACUGUUGACUGCUUUGCAUUUUUGGCUCCUCUGUAUAUUUUGUAAAAUAAGAAAUACACCAGAUCCAAUAAAACACAAUGGCUAUGCA
This is a messenger RNA of Equus caballus (horse), 5630 nucleotides long. RefSeq names its product potassium voltage-gated channel interacting protein 2 (gene KCNIP2). Gene Ontology annotation, biological process: regulation of potassium ion transmembrane transport. NCBI's taxonomy places the organism in Eukaryota, Metazoa, Chordata, Mammalia, Perissodactyla, Equidae. Gene Ontology annotation, molecular function: potassium channel regulator activity; calcium ion binding. The record is from RefSeq and is a predicted model, not a curated record. Gene Ontology annotation, cellular component: voltage-gated potassium channel complex.